AUGGAGCGGUCGGAGGGAGGCGAGCCGGGCCAGCCGCAGCCCUGGGGGAAGCUGAUCCGGCUGGGCGCUGAGGAGGCAGAGCCGCACGUCCUGCUGCUGAAGAGAGAAUGGACCAUUGGUCGGAAGAAAGGUUGUGACUUAUCUUUCCCUGGCAACAAGCUGGUGUCUGGAGAUCACUGUAAAAUCAUAGUGGAUGAAGAAUCUGGUCAAGUGUCAUUGGAAGAUACAAGUACUUAUGGAACUGUAAUUAAUAAACUGAAAGUGGUUAAGAAGCAGACAUACCCCUUACAGACUGGGGAUGUGAUCUAUGUUGUUUACAGAAAAAAUGAGCCAGAGAACAAUGUUGCUUAUCUUUAUGAAUCCUUAAACACAAAACAUGAUGCAACUCAAGAACCAGUAGCUGUAGAAGUUAAUGUAGAAAACCAAUGCCAUGUGACCAAAGAUACCUCAAGUACAGGAAGAAGUAAUGAUGAGACCCAAAUUACCUCAUCAACGUCAGCUACUCAGUCUUGCUAUGAGGAACCACAGCCAUCUACUUCUACAUCUAACCUCUUUAAUGCUUCUUCUACCUCUCUUGUUGAGUCUGCAUCUGUUCAGCACUGGUAAGAAUUGUGUCAAGGAUCACGACCCUCAGUUGUCACUCCUGUGCCUGCUUUCCCCAUCUUAGAAUCUGCGUGUCUAAAAGCACUGCAUGGCAAACAUGAAAACUUGGAUAUGAAUGCUGAAACUUCUGCAAUAGCUUCAGGAAUCACUGGCAAAGAAAGAGCAGAAUCAGAUUCUCCAAGAACAGGGGAGGAAGAUUUGGAACCUGCUAAGAAGAAACUAAAAGGAGAUGAAGACACUUGUCCAAAUCUUUCGCCAGCAGCUCCAAGUGAAUGUAUCAUCAAAAUUGGCUCUGAAGAUGCAAAAGCAUCGAAUGUGAAGCCAGAUAAGAUGGAAGAAACAUUAACUUGCAUUAUCUGCCAAGAACUGCUGCAUGACUGUGUAAGCUUGCAGCCAUGUAUGCAUACAUUUUGUGCUGCCUGCUACUCAGGAUGGAUGGAAAGAUCUUCUCUAUGUCCAACUUGUCGUUGUCCAGUUGAACGUAUUUGUAAAAAUCACAUAUUGAACAACUUGGUUGAAGCUUACCUGAUUCAGCAUCCAGAUAAAUGUCGCAAUGAAGACGAUGUACGUAGCAUGGAUGCUAGGAACAAAAUCACUCAAGACAUGUUGCAGCCUAAGGUGCGGAGAUCUUUCUCAGACGAGGAGGGAAGUUCUGAAGAUUUAUUGGAAUUGUCAGAUGUAGAUAGCGAAUCUUCAGAUAUCAGUCAACCGUAUAUAGUAUGCAGGCAGUGCCCAGGGUAUCGUAGACACUCUGUUCCUCCUCUGCCUGGCACGGGCCAGGAGACAGAGGCAGGAGGAAUGCAAGCACUGGGAGAUGCUCCAUCAACAUCUGCCAACUUCCCUGCAGCUGUCCAGGAAUAUGUGUGUCCUGCUCAAGGAAGUCAUGUAAUAUGCACCUGCUGCUUUCAGCCAAUGCCUGACCGAAGAGCAGAGCGUGAACAGAAUCCUCAUGUUGCUCCUCAGCAAUGUACAGUUUGUCUGCAACCCUUCUGCCACUUGUACUGGGGCUGCACUCGGAUGGCAUGUUUUGGCUGUCUGGCACCAUUCUGUGAAAUAAAUCUCGGUGACAAGUGUUUAGAUGGAGUCCUAAAUAACAACCACUACGAGUCAGAUAUCCUAAAGGAUUACCUGGCAUCCAGGGGUCUGACAUGGAAAAAUAUGUUAAAUGAAAGUCUCUUAGCUCUUCAAAGAGGAGUUUUUAUGUUGUCAGAUUACAGAAUUACUGGGAACACAGUGCUUUGCUACUGUUGUGGCCUUCGCAGCUUCCGAGAGCUUGCCUACCAGUACAGGCAGAAUAUUCCUGUUGCUGAAUUGCCAGUGACUGUCACGUCUCGUCCUGAUUGCUACUGGGGGCGCAACUGUCGAACUCAGGUCAAAGCACAUCAUGCCAUGAAAUUCAAUCACAUUUGUGAGCAAACACGAUUCAAGAACUGAGUACCUGUAGUCUGAAGGGAGGGGACAGAGACCUGUUACACUGCUUGUACAGCUUGAGGUUUCAGGGGACCAUCUCAGUUCCCCUUAGCAGGGAAUCAAUAACUUUUGCAUCAGGUUAUCUGGUGUGAAAAUUUUAAUUUGUAGAGUUUUACAGCUGUACAUGGAUAAGGUAGAGUUUUGUUUUCUGAGAUAGUCCAGUGAGCAUUGCAUUCCAUCCAUGACUACAGUGUCCCUGUGCCAC
Acanthisitta chloris (rifleman) is the source of this 2278-nucleotide messenger RNA. It is a transcript of the gene CHFR, whose product is annotated as checkpoint with forkhead and ring finger domains, E3 ubiquitin protein ligase. The transcript is spliced from 18 exons. Gene Ontology annotation, biological process: ubiquitin-dependent protein catabolic process; protein ubiquitination; mitotic cell cycle checkpoint signaling. Gene Ontology annotation, molecular function: ubiquitin-protein transferase activity; protein binding. Gene Ontology annotation, cellular component: nucleus. NCBI's taxonomy places the organism in Eukaryota, Metazoa, Chordata, Aves, Passeriformes, Acanthisittidae. The record is from RefSeq and is a predicted model, not a curated record.